CUUCACAAUAAGGUCUCUCUCCUACGUGGGAGCUUUUUCUCUCUCCUGAAGUGAGAGUUUGUUACGACGGUUAUCGUCGCCUCUUUCACGCCUUCUGUUCCGCCGCUGCUUGCGACGGUGAGGAGGGAGACUAAGAGUGCUCCGCUGCCCACUGCGGCGGAGAUUAAAGAGUGAGAUCCUUUAUUGCUCGUUGUAAUAAAGGAUUGUUGAGGACUGUUUGUUGGAGGACAGGAUGGUUAGAGAAAGGAAGCAUGGAGAAGGUGGUUCGGGUAAGACCUUAGAAGAGCCGGAUGUAGAUCUGAUCUGGAAGCAAACAGAUGUGAAAACGUGGAAUGGUGGUACUUUGGCAGGGAAGAUGAUCACAGAGAAGAAUUUAAAUCCUGCUACAACGAUCCAGAUGAUUCGUAAAGGUUGGAAUCUGGUGAGUAGAGAGGAUCUUGAGAUUGUGGAGAUUAAUCGGAAGGCCUUCAUCUUCAAUUUCAAACGUAGAGAAGAAGCUCUGAGAAUUUUACGUGGAAGACCGUGGUCGAUCAACGGAUGCUUACUGAAUAUACAGAAAUGGAAUGAUGACAUGCUGUUUGAUGAGGUAGACUUUAAUUACUGUCCUUUUUGGAUUCAAUUCCAUGAUCUACCUCCUGCUGUGAUUGAUAUUGAGAAUGCAAUACGGUUGGGAGAGAAGAUUGGUGAGGUGGUGUUAGUUGAAAAUCCGAAAAAGAAUGAUCUAAUGGUGCGAAACUUCUUAAGAGUAAGAGUGCUCGUGGAUCUAAGGAAGCCAUUAAUCUCUGGCUUACGGUCUCCAAGGCCAGGGAAGGAACCGAUGCGAAUAAAAGUCAGAUAUGAAAGACUACAGAACUUCUGUUUUGCUUGUGGAAAAAUUGGGCAUGACUUAAGAUCAUGUCCUGAAAAAAGAGAUGAGGAUGCAUAUGUGGAAAUUGAAUAUGGAAGCUGGCUUGGUAUACAAGCUGCAAGAUGGAUGGAAGAGGCUAUUAAACCCUGUAAGGAGGAUUGGGAAGAGUUAGGAGGUAGAGGAAUGGGGAGGAUGCUAAAAAGGGUGGAACUAGUUGAAAAUAAAAAAAACAAGGAGAAUGUGGAAAAGACUAAUUCUGAGUCUGGUAGUGGAAGUUUUAAAGUUGAUACUACACGGGCAGUGAUUGAGGAUGAAGGAAGCAGGAAAUCAACUGAUUUGAAAAAAGAACAAAGUGAAAGUGGAGAUCAAGCUCUUGUAGUUUCAGAGAAAUUGGUGAAAAAGGAAGUAAGAGAAAAGGUACAGACUGAAAUGGAGAAAGAAAGAGCUGAAGUAAGCAAGAAUUCUGAAUCUGAAAACAUUAAUAAAGCUAUCAUUGUGUAUGGGAGUAUAUCCCCAAUGUCUGAGGUAACAAAAGGAUUGGAGAAAGUUGGGUUGAAGAGAAAACUUGAAGAAGAAGGAACAGGUGCUGGUGUGAAAAAGAGAAGACUGGAUUUUGAGCAUCUUAUUGAUGAGAUAGCUCCUGUACAGGUUAAUACACAGACUAUAGGAGCAAGGAAGAGUGUUAGAAUGGCAAAAAGGCAGAGUAAAAGAAGAGGAAGAAUAAGAAGAGAAGAAAUUGAACAUACUGAAUCCAGGAUGAUUUGCUGUCUUGAUAUGAAGUCCCCAUGUGUAAAAGGUGGUGAUAUAGCAGAACUUGGUGAUAUAGCAGGUGGCUAUGGUGGCUGGCCCUCAACAGCCACCAAAGAGCCAUGAAUGCACUAUGCUGGAACUGUCAAGGGUUAGGGGUUCCCUUGACAGUAAGAAACCUGAAGCAGGUAGUAAAAAGCAAAAAACCCCAUUUAAUCUUCUUAAUGGAGACAAAACAGAAAAAGGAAGUGGUGGAGAGGGUGAGGAGACAGUGCGGUAUAGAUAAUGGGUUUGUUUUUGAUCCUGUGGGAAGGAGUGGAGGACUAUGUGCUUGGUGGUGUAGAGAUAUCAAAAUGGAAGUGCUGUAUGCUUCAGGAAAUAUCCUUCACUUUAGAGUGGAUUCAAGCAUCGUUGAAACUCCAGAUUUUGUGACACUGGUGUAUGGUGCGGUGAAAGAAAGGGAAAGAAACAAAAUCUGGAAUAUAAUUAGGGAAUUUUCUAGAGAAGUAAGAGGAUCUUGGUUCUGUGCUGGUGAUUUUAAUGACCUUGCUACUCAAGAAGAAAAGAAGGGAGGGCGACCGAGGGCAG
This is a messenger RNA of Neltuma alba, 2182 nucleotides long. RefSeq lists its product as uncharacterized. The record is from RefSeq and is a predicted model, not a curated record. Lineage: Eukaryota; Viridiplantae; Streptophyta; Magnoliopsida; Fabales; Fabaceae. The coding region runs from base 233 to 1720 and encodes 495 amino acids. Gene Ontology annotation, molecular function: zinc ion binding; nucleic acid binding. The transcript is spliced from 2 exons.